Molecule: messenger RNA, 2558 nt
Organism: Neodiprion fabricii
Lineage: Eukaryota; Metazoa; Arthropoda; Insecta; Hymenoptera; Diprionidae
Gene: Bulli
Product: regulator of MON1-CCZ1 complex
Exons: 12
Coding region: 188-2206 (672 amino acids)
Biological process (GO): regulation of autophagy
Cellular component (GO): lysosomal membrane; Mon1-Ccz1 complex; late endosome membrane
Source: RefSeq, a predicted model, not a curated record
UCACCGACCGUCAUCCAUAGAUAGUUUCGUUAAUGACAAGUCGCAGGAGCCCUGAUGUUUUCAGCCAAUUGUAUCUUCGAGUAAAUUGGAAAUAACCAAUGACGUGGCUUUUGCUGUAUAAGCGAAUUUACUGAUACGUGUGAAUCAGGUUGUUGUUAGUCUUCUGCGAGCUGUCAAAUAGCGAAAAAUGGAAUCAUCAAGUAGUGAACGAAACGAUGAUUAUUACCUCGAAUUGUCGCCUGAUCCCGUGAGAUUCGAAUCGAUCAGCCCGUUGACAAAUGUUUUCUUCGAUGACACGAACAAGCAGGUAUUCGCUGUUCGUUCAGAGGGCGUUAUCGGGGUCCUGGUCAAGGGUCCCGAGCACAAUUUGAAUUUCAGAAUGGAAGACAAGGGUCCCAUAAUCUCAAUCAAGUUCUCGCUCGACAUGAACAUCCUUGCUAUACAACGGACUAAUACUUCUGUCGAGUUCAUCAAUUACUCAUCGGCCUCCGGAUUGGACAAUGUGGAAUACUCGCAGACUUGUAAAGGAAAGAAUGCCUCUAUCUUAGGCUUCGUCUGGACACACAGCAAUGAAAUUCUAUUCGUCACAGAUCACGGAGUGGAACUGUUUUUGGUGGUUCCAGAGAAGCGAACUGUCAAAGCACUGAAAUCCCUCAGUUUGGGAGUCAAUUGGUUUGUCUUCUGCCCUCAAAGCUGUCUCGUUCUCCUUUCGUCUGGUACCAUCGGCAACCAAAUGCAAGCGCUGCAUAUCACUCCUGGAAACUUGCACAAGCUCACCAAAUUUGAAAUGGAGGCUGGAGCCACGAAACCUGGGAAGCUCGCAGUUUCGGAGAGAGAUGUAGCGUUGGCAGUUCUUUACGGAACCCCAUCAAUAAUUGUGCUGCGCCAUCAACCAGGAAUCAAUCGAAGCCUUGGUACGGCUCAAGUCUACGUCUACACAGUGCAUAAAAUGCUCACGAUAAAGAAGAGCCACAUUUUAAAACUCGACACUAGUGGCCGAUUCGCAAUCAAUGUUAUCGACAAUCUUAUAAUUGUGCAUCACCAAGCAACCGAAACUUCGAUGAUUUUUGACAUUAAAUUGCCGGGAGUGAGCGACGGCACUGUGAUGCAUCAUACCAGUAUAGCUGCACCCAAGCCGAUAAGACCAUACAGUUUGAAGGUCCCUGGCACGACUCUGCUAGAGCAAACGUCUCAGCCCUGUCUACUUUAUUCCCCUGGCUGGGUUGUUUUUCAACCAAAUAUAAUAAUCGAUGCAAAAUUAGGAUGCCUUUGGUUUGUUAAGCUGCGACUUGAAUCGUUGGUAAAAUUAAUCCCCGACAAAGUACUGCUCGUUGAGUUUUUAAUGCAACGAAAUGAUUCCAAGCAGGUUUUGAUGCAAGUUCUGAAGGAAAAUGUUACUCAGCUACCGUCAAGCUUGUUGUACAUGUCAACGAUUUUUGAUAAAUUGAACACUGUUUAUCGUAACCACCUCGAAAAUGAGUUGCAAAGCCAAAUGGGAACGCCGCUGCAAAUUGGGUCCAAAGGUGUCGCCACAGUGUCAGAAAACAUUAAAUACAAACAAAUAAUUGAUCAGAGCGAUAUGUACACUUACAUAUUGUCAAAGUUUCCCGAGGACACGACAGAGCCAAAAAUGGUGGUUUGGAUACUGUUGGAAUACAUUAGGUCUCUGGCCGAUCAUGAUAUACCUGUUCAGCACUACCUCCAUGAAUUGGUAAUCACGACUUUGGUUCACCGGAAGGCUUACUAUCAGCUGCAUCAGUUGCUACAGUAUCACGUUGUCGCUGACUCAAAACCACUCGCCUGUCUUCUACUGUCUUUGGAAAGUCUCUAUCCAGCUGCUCACCAACUUGCGCUAGAUAUGCUCAAGCGAUUAGGAAAUGCUCACGAAGAAAUAAUGGAAGUCUUGCUAUCCAAAGGACACAUAUUACCGGCAUUACGGUAUGUCAGAUCGGUUGGAAUAAUCGAUCAGGUUUCUGCUCGCAAAUUUUUGGAAGCAGCAAAGACCUCGAACGAUCCUAAGUUGUUUCACUCCGUUUAUAAAUUCUUCGAAAAUCGCAAUUUGAGACUCCAUAACACAACUGCUUUCACAAGAGGGGAACAUUGUCAAACAUAUGUACAGCAUUUUAAAUAUUUAUUCCAAGGAACUGACAACGGCUGUAAUUCAGAUACAAAUUCAAAUGUAUCGACUAUGUCAUCGUUUGGCUGAAAUUAUCAGGAAUAAUUAACUCAGCAUUCGCGUAUCAUCACGCUUAUGUUUUUGUUCAAUGCCCACAAUUCACAAGACUAGUGCAAUCAAGAAUUUGUGAAAUUUGUAAACAGGAUGAUAAACAUGCAUGGAAAACCAGAAAAAUGCAGAAAGUAAGGAACUAGCAAACUAUUUGUAAUCUUACGGUCAUUCCGUUUCAUUUCUCGUACUGUUCUGUGAUACAUUAUAAUUAAUGCUGUGUUGAGAAUGGUGCUGCUUGAAGCUCUGUUGUGUAAAUUAUAAUAUUGUAUAAAAACAUUCCCGUGGGAUAUGUUAUUAUGAGGAUAAUAUAUGUAAAAUAUUUGUUUUUGAA